UCAGGCCAGCGGUGUGGCGGAAGUGCUUGACAGACAAACAGGAAGCGAAGUCAUAGUUUGGUCAUGAUCUCACCGACUUUCUCCAACUUUUAAAUCCAGUCCUCGGCAGCCAUGGGCGGCUCUGCCAGCAUUCAGGUGCCGGGAGGAGGAACUGGAGGUUACCAUGUCCUCAAAGUCCAGAAGAAUUCUCCAGGUUAUCAUGCAGGACUGGAGCCCUUCUUUGAUUUCAUCCUCUCAGUAGGUGACACCAGGCUAAACAAAGACGGCGACACUCUGACAGACUUGCUGGAGAGGAACGCAGAGAGACCCAUCCAGAUGUUGCUGUACAGCAUCAGGACCUCGGCUGUCAGGGAGACGGCGCUGGUCCCCAGCAAGGUGUGGGGGGGCAGCGGUCUGCUCGGCAUCACCAUCCGCUUUUCCAGCUUCCAAGGAGCCAGAGAAAAUGUUUGGCAUGUCUUGGAGGUGGAGCCAAACUCUCCUGCAGCAAUAGCUGGCCUACAGGCCUAUGAUGACUACAUUAUAGGCGCUGACUCUUUCCUGGAACAGAGCGAGGACCUCUUCAUCCUCAUUGAUGCCUCUGAAGGGAGGCAGCUGGAGCUCCAGGUCUACAACACAAACUCAGGCGACUGCCGCGAGGUGCUUAUCACCCCAAAUGGCAAUUGGGGGGGAGCGGGCAGUUUAGGGUGUAGGGUGGGUUACGGCUACCUGCACAGGGUGCCUGACUCCUCAUCCUCCAGGCAGGUGGGUCUCACCGCCGUCCUUCCAACUCUGCCACUCAGCGCUGGAUUAGAGCAGUCUGGCCCUGCCUGCACGUCUUCGGAUCUGAUCAGCAUCAAGACAGAUGCAGCCGUCCAUGUUGACCUCCUGACCUCCUCGCAGGGCGUCGGACCACCUUUAGUCCAUCCUGCUGCCACACAAGGUCUUCUCCCAGCCUCUGCAUCCACUCUGCCUUCACGCCACCAUUUCCUUCCUACAUCUCUCACAAUAGACGAAACCGUUCCCUCGUCUGCUGUCCAAGCCAAGGAUUUGGGGUCAAACGGUGUGGUGGAUGACCAGCGGUGACCCAGAGAGUAUCGUGUGUGUGUGGCCUGCUAGUUUCAUCAUGCAGAGAACUUUAUGGAAGGGUUGAGGUCAGGUUACUAUUAGUAUGUGGGACUACUUGCUGGAAAGUAAAACAUUUUUUGUAAUGUUUUUGAUUUCGUUGAAACAAUUGUAAAGUGAGAUAUUAAAGCUGUUGCGUCACCUCCUUUUUAUACUAAUGUAGUACCACUCAAAGCCACAGGGUGUCAGUAUAGUCCCACAGUACAUCAUCCGGAGGGGAUGUGUAUCAUUAUGUCCAUCGUCAGCCAGGCUUUAAAAUAAAUUACACCUACAAAUCUUCCCUAUGACUGCACCCGGGGAUCUUGUGAGAUGACGCUGGCAGCUACGAGAGUAGGAUUAAGCAAAUAACGGCCGGCAGGAAGGCGAGACACGUUUUAUUUCAACAAACGCCCUGCUGUCAAACACCUAAAGAAAAAUCGCACAGUUCCUUUCUUCAAAAUAAAAGCGCUGCUCCAUCCUGCCUGCGCUGACAAAAUAAGAGUCUCAGAAAGCUUGCAAGCUACGGAGUUUGCCGUCAAUGUAUUUCUAGUAAAGUGUAUAAAAAGGAGUAUGGAAACUGGACAAAUAAGAUGCCAGAAACCAACCACUUGUAUGGGGUAUUGGACAGAAAGGAGGCCUUUUUUUUGUCCUCCACAAUGUGAAUUCGAAAAUGUGGAACUUAUCAGCUCUCCUGUGAAUCUUCUCUGAUUCCAAUCGAUGCAAGUCAUCAGACUCGGGAAUUACACCAAUUUAUAUUUUUGUCUUCAUGAAAGAAAGGAA
Messenger RNA from Nerophis lumbriciformis (worm pipefish), 1860 nucleotides. Its product is annotated as Golgi reassembly-stacking protein 2-like. Gene Ontology annotation, molecular function: protein binding. Gene Ontology annotation, biological process: Golgi organization. NCBI's taxonomy places the organism in Eukaryota, Metazoa, Chordata, Actinopteri, Syngnathiformes, Syngnathidae. The record is from RefSeq and is a predicted model, not a curated record. Gene Ontology annotation, cellular component: Golgi apparatus.